AAAAACAAAUGGUGCACCAAUUCGAUAAAGACAGCCAACUCAAAAGCAGUCUUCUAAAUAUUCACCACUGUCGCAGACCUCUCUCUCUCUCUCUCUCUCUCUCACACCAGUUCUUGCAUUCCCCUCAAGCCACUCUUCCCAUUAAACACAUACACACAUAUAGAUAUAUAUACAUACAUAGUAUAGCUGCAAAGUAGGUAUAUUGUAGAGAUAUACAGUGCAAAUAAGAAUGAUGGGGAAUGGAGAUGUGGAGAGGGGUAGUGGGGCGCCCAAGAACAGAAACCAGAGCUACCCACAAACUUACUAUGCAGGAGGAGCAUAUGAGAUGGGGUAUUCAGACAGUCAGUGGACUUCAUGGCUGGUGCCCAUGAUUGUUGUGGCAAACGUUGCCAUGUUUGUGGUCAUCAUGUUUGUCAAUAAUUGUCCCAAGAAUCAUAAUGGGCUUCAAGGGAAUUGUGUGGCGAGGUUUCUUGGGAGGCUCUCUUUUCAGCCCCUCAGGGAAAACCCUCUCUUUGGCCCCUCUUCCUCAACACUGGAAAAACUGGGAGCUCUUCAAUGGGACAAGAUAGUGCACCACAAUCAAUCCUGGAGGCUCAUUACUUGUAUAUGGCUGCAUGCUGGUGUUAUUCAUUUACUUGCUAACAUGCUGAGCUUGGUGUUCAUUGGAAUUCGCCUAGAGCAGCAGUUUGGGUUCAUUCGAGUCGGGGUAAUUUACCUGUUGUCGGGUAUUGGUGGGAGCAUACUCUCUUCCCUUUUCAUUCAAAGGAGCAUCUCUGUCGGAGCUUCUGGUGCUCUGUUCGGACUUCUUGGAGCUAUGUUGUCGGAGUUAUUCACCAAUUGGACUAUUUACACAAACAAGGCUGCAGCUCUGUUUACUCUGAUUGUGAUCAUCGCAAUUAACCUGGCCGUUGGAAUUCUUCCACAUGUCGACAACUUUGCUCAUAUCGGAGGGUUUUUGACCGGCUUCCUCCUCGGCUUUGUACUACUGGUCCGACCCCAGUUUGGUUGGCUGGAAAGCCGCCAUCGUCCGGCUGCUACUCGGCUGAAGUCCAAGUACACAGUUUACCAAUACGUUUUCUGGAUUGCAGCCACUAUUCUGUUGAUCGUCGGAUUUACGGUGGGACUGGUGAUGCUGUUUAAGGGAGAAAACGCAAACGACAAAUGUAGCUGGUGUCAUUUCCUAAGCUGUGUGCCGACAUCAAGAUGGAGCUGUAACAACUGAUCUAUUUCAAUUUCGACACGAUUCAAUGCUUUGUUUCUAUACUUUUUGCCAUCUUGUUGACUCUGCCGGUUUGUGUUUUUCGACAUAGAAAAUUAUCAUUAUUUUUAUGUCCUAACAUGUCAUAUGCUUUCUCGUGUACAUGCAUAGUAAGUAUAGAUAUUGAUAUGUUUGCCGAUGUUGUAUUCAACAUAUCAAGAAUGUGUAUUCUAAGGUUGUUUUUGUAUUGAUUCCUCCAGACUUUUGCUCUGUAUAUGUGAAAAUAAAAUUACUUUUAUCCCUUCA
Sesamum indicum (sesame) is the source of this 1504-nucleotide messenger RNA. RefSeq names its product RHOMBOID-like protein 2. NCBI's taxonomy places the organism in Eukaryota, Viridiplantae, Streptophyta, Magnoliopsida, Lamiales, Pedaliaceae. Gene Ontology annotation, molecular function: serine-type endopeptidase activity. Gene Ontology annotation, cellular component: membrane. Gene Ontology annotation, biological process: proteolysis. The record is from RefSeq and is a predicted model, not a curated record.